UUUUUUUCUUUUUUCUUUUUUUACAAUAGGCUCAUUUAUCCAUUAUUUAGUUUUAAUGUAACAUCAUGAAACACAUACUACUUAGAUAUUAUGGUCGGUGCUGAAUACUAAAUAAAAAAUCAUGUGACUUUGCAAAUUGUGCUUACAUUUGUUCAAAUUGACAACAAUAUCAGAGCAUGCCCAAAUCAUCAGUCUGAAAAUACCUGGGGUCCCUCAUGGGUUAAAAACGUGUUGUUAUUUAACAAAGAAAACCACACACACCUGAAUAUGUCAAGGUUUUCUGUAAGAGAGGUCACCUCACCUACAUUUAUUUAACAUUGAUGGAAGGAGGGUCCUGUAUCAACACUUUGAAACCAUCAGUAAGUUUUCCAAAACGGAAGUCUUCAGGACAGAAUACUUUGGCUUUCCGGUUUCUUGGUAACAUUACAAGCUGUUUUUUUUUUUUUUUUUUUUUUUUUUAAAUCUUAUUAAUUUUUUAAGAAUGAGGGGGAAAAAUAGGGACUGGUCAACAGGAUCUUGUCUCGUGGACGUAUCAUAACAUUAACUGUAACUAUAAAUGGUUAAAAAGCAUGGCGUGUCCUUCAUUAAUAAAUAAAAAAUGGUAUUCGUUUACAAAUUGCUGUUGAUUUAAGAUGAAUAAAACACUUCGGGCCGUGUUGUUACAUGAAAAUAAUCCGCAUAAUACAUGAUGUAUUUUAUUUUAACGGUAAUUACUGUAGUAUAAGUUAGUACCCGAGAGCAGAGUCUAUGCAUUUAAAGGUUGUUUAAAUUGAAUUGAUCGUGAUGCGCUGCUGCUGCACUGGUUAGCUUGCUAUUAAAUAACUACAUAUCCCAUAAUGCUCAGCGCCAUGAACUCACGUCUCGCGGGGUUGCUCGUGUUGUUUCCAGUGACGAGUCUGGAUCACUGUUAGAGUGUUGUUUAUAUUGGGCAUAUACAUAUAUAUUAUUAUUAUUUUUAUUUUAUUUAUCUUUGUCUGUCUGCGCUCUGUCGCAGUGAGUGGCUGUUCAACAUAUUUUACCCUGAGUAGGAUAGUAUUGUUCUGGGAUCAGCGAUGAACGCAAUAUUUUUACCAGGAAAGAUGGGAAUGUAUCUCUAACGGUGGAAAGAAACAUUAGCCAACUAAGCGAGAAGCAGCCUGCCAAAAAAGCCAGUCUACUUCCUGCUUCCUUAUAGCUCCAAGCUUUUCAGCUGGACAUUACUAUCUAAACAUGGGGUCAAUACUUAGUCGAAGAAUUGCUGGAGUUGAAGACAUCGACAUUCAAGCCAAUUCCGCUUACAGAUAUCCUCCCAAAUCAGGAAAUUAUUUCACCAGCCACUUUUUUAUGGGAGGCCAGAAAUUUGACACUCCCCAUCCUGAGGGAUAUCUGUUUGGAGAAAACAUGGAUUUGAAUUUUUUAGGAAACAGACCUGUUCAGUUUCCCUAUGUGACCCCUGCACCUCAAGAGCCUGUGAAGACCCUGAGGAGUCUAGUGAACAUCAGGAAAGACUCUUUACGACUCAUUAGGUACAAAGCUGAAGCUGAAAGCACUGCAGAGGAAGCUGGAAAUCCGGGGGUUUUGUACGGCGUGGAGUUUUACUUUGACACUGACGCCAGGGUGGCAAUAACACUAUACUGCCAGGCUUUUGAGGAGUUUUCUAAUGGAGUAGCAGUCUAUACUCCAAAAACAACAGCUAUGGCAUCUGAGACAGUCUGCUAUAAGAGAGGGAUAAACCAGCAGUUUUCUCUGCCGUCUUUCAAGAUUGAUUUCACUAAAUGGAAACCAGAGGAGCUGAACUGUGACCUGGACAGAGGUGUUUUCCCUCUGGUGAUUCACGCAGUUGUGGAUGAUGGAGAUGAUGUCGUUGGACACGCUCAUGUACUUUUAGCAGCAUUUGAACGGCAUGUUGAUGGCAGUUUUUCAGUGAAGCCUUUGAAGCAGAAGCAGAUUGUUGAUCGCGUCAGCUACCUGCUCCAGGAGAUUUAUGGCAUCGAGAAUAAGAACAACCAAGAAACAAAGUCUGUAGAGGAUGAGAACAGUGACAACAGCAGUGAGUGUGUGGUGUGCCUGUCAGACCUUCGCGACACACUCAUUCUCCCCUGCAGGCACCUUUGUCUCUGCAAUGCGUGUGCUGACACACUACGUUACCAAGCCAACAACUGCCCUAUCUGCCGACUGCCCUUUAGAGCGCUGCUACAAAUCCGUGCAGUGAGGAAGAAACCUGCUGGAGUACUCUCCUCUGUCCCUUUCAGUCCAGUGCUAUCUCAGAGCUCGGACAACACAGAGAAUUCGAACUCUGAGAACAUCCCUCCAGGCUAUGAGCCCGUGUCCCUGCUGGAGGCCCUGAAUGGCGUGCAGCCUGCGUCUCCUGCUCUGCCUUCAGCCCCUCUGUAUGAAGAGGUCCAGUACUCAGGAGAAAUGGGUGAUCCACUGACUCUCAGCAUGAAGCAGCAGAGCACCGUGGAGCUCAGUGCAGAUCCAGCAGCUCUGAAAUCCAAACUCAGCAAGUCACCAGAUGGGUCUACACGCUCCCCCACAUCUCCUAUACAGGAGGAGGAGGAUGAGGAGCAUCUGUCUGAUCUAUCUGAUGCUCAGCCUCGCCCCGUGCGGCCCUACAGUCCAGCUCCCACUGAGGCAACAGUAGAUGGGGUGGAAUCAGAUCCAGGAUCCCCUAACACAGAUUCAGAAGGCAGGUCUGUGGGGGUGUCUGUGAGUGAGAUCCUGCAGGACUGCCACAGUGCACGCAGCAGCCUGAGCCGCACUGAGAGCGAUCCCUCAGCAGACAUGGCACUGCCUGGGUCAUCGGGGUCCAUUGAGAGUCUGAAGAGUCAGAGCACCAGCAGCUCCAUCCAACCUUUGCUUUGCCUCCCCAGCAGCCUGUGCAUCGAGGACGAGCUUCUCAGCCCUUAGCAGCACUACGCUCCUGUGUGCCUCUGCUUUAUCCUUUCUGCUACAGUCAAGAGUCUACUUCUAAGAAUAGCACAAUCACUAAUGUCUCUUGAAAGCUAUUAAGAAACACCAUUGCUCAUUUGAACGGCUCAGACGAAUGUCCCUCUGCUCUGAACUACAGAUCUCCCAAGCAUUGACAUUCCUUUAAGGUGAAUCUUUUGUGUUUUAGUGUCUUCCAAAAAAAAAAAAUCACUAAAGCAGAGGUACUCGAUUCAUAGUCUCUAAGCGGGCUGGCAAGUAUCACUGAUGUUCCCAAACUAAUGAACAAAUAUCUUACUGCUCUGACACGUCUCUGAUUGUAGUGAUGAUUUUUAUUUAUAAGACACUACUUUUUUUUUUCUUUUUUUACAGUGAUAGUGCAAUCAUGUAUGGUCCAAUCAGUUUCUUGUAGAUCCAUUUAUUUCAUUUUUUUUUUUUCAAGUUUUUUUAUGUAUUGCUAAGUGAGUGCGAAGUCAAGUCUCUUUUUGCAAGAUAUCCAUGAAAAUAAUCUCUGUCUGUCAAUCUCUGCCUUUGGUCAAAGUGUUAAAAAUUGGAAACUUGAUUGAGCUUUAGUAGCUGACUUCAACAUUAAUGGUCUUUUUAUUUACAUGAAGGGUCAGGAUAUAUAUUAAGCCUAGUCCUAGACUAAAAUGUUUUUAACACUUGAAAAUGUGUGUUUUGAUCUCGGGCUAAGCAUAAUCUCUGACUUAUAGCCAGUCUAGUUAGUCAGAACCAUGGCUUUUUAGUAAUUCACUACUUCUACACUCUGUAGAAUGAAUAUUGUAUAUUUGUAUGUAGUUAAAUCAUUUUAUCAUAAAGUGCUGUACACAAAUG
Ictalurus furcatus (blue catfish) is the source of this 3741-nucleotide messenger RNA. It is a transcript of the gene mgrn1a, whose product is annotated as mahogunin, ring finger 1a. The transcript has 16 exons. NCBI's taxonomy places the organism in Eukaryota, Metazoa, Chordata, Actinopteri, Siluriformes, Ictaluridae. Gene Ontology annotation, molecular function: ubiquitin protein ligase activity. Gene Ontology annotation, cellular component: early endosome; cytoplasm; plasma membrane. Gene Ontology annotation, biological process: negative regulation of G protein-coupled receptor signaling pathway; endosome to lysosome transport; protein ubiquitination. The record is from RefSeq and is a predicted model, not a curated record. The coding region runs from base 1210 to 2889 and encodes 559 amino acids.